AUGGCGUGGUAUUCCAUCCUACCAUCGGAGCUUACCCACCUCGAGAGCUGGGCAGCUCGCAUCUUCGUGAGUUUCCCCUUUCCUCUCCCGCCUUUAGCCCUUACCCCCCUUCACUAUGACGCAGUUACUGAUCUACUACCCCGGAUUCCGCAGUUUUUCCUCGGUCUCAUCACAAUUGGCCCAUGGGCUUUCCUCGUAUUCCUCGACGCAACCAUCUGGAUAUAUCGACUGAUCCUUUGGGAAGUCCCCUGGAUUGGUGGGCGAGCACGUGGUCGACAGCGUCCUCGCGCGCCGAGCUUGAAUGAACGUCCGGGCGGGCAACGGCGGGCAUUUGGACUGCGUGGCGUGGAGAUGGAUACCGGUGACAGCGAGGCGGCAGAUCGAGAUGAUUCGCCGUGGUCGAAAAGGGAGAGAGAUCGUGAUGACCCUGGGAAGGAGAACGUGAGCCCUGUUGUCCAAACAUUGAAUCCACAUUUGAGUGGAGAUGGUGUCUUGAAACAAAGGAGCUCGGGGCAGAUAUGA
Penicillium crustosum is the source of this 522-nucleotide messenger RNA. RefSeq lists its product as uncharacterized. Bases 1 to 522 code for a protein of 173 amino acids. The transcript has a single exon. The record is from RefSeq and is a predicted model, not a curated record. NCBI's taxonomy places the organism in Eukaryota, Fungi, Ascomycota, Eurotiomycetes, Eurotiales, Aspergillaceae.